Drosophila kikkawai is the source of this 1059-nucleotide messenger RNA. It is a transcript of the gene TMEM216, whose product is annotated as Transmembrane protein 216. NCBI's taxonomy places the organism in Eukaryota, Metazoa, Arthropoda, Insecta, Diptera, Drosophilidae. Gene Ontology annotation, biological process: non-motile cilium assembly. The record is from RefSeq and is a predicted model, not a curated record. Gene Ontology annotation, cellular component: ciliary transition zone.
GCCACUAGCAGCAGCAACCACCGUCCGCAUCUACAUCCAGCAACCCGUCGAGACCCAGUCCCCCCGAUGCGGUCGUAAGGGAGGCGAGCCACCUGCUGCUGCUGCUGCUGAUACUGCUGCUAUCACUGGCAGAGCUGGAGAAGCUGCUCCAAACUGCCCAGGUGACAUCCGGCGGCUGAGGGCGCAGCUCAGCGCAGCACCUCGGGAGCGACGGAACUGAUUGCGAUCGCGGACGCGGACAGGGAGUAGCGGCCAUCAUGAACGCCAGCCUCAUCUACGAGAUCCUUAUGUAUUUGAACUCGUUCUACUUCGGCAUGUACGCCGCCUUCGAGGUGGGCGUGGGCGUGCUAAAGGCCAUCAAUCUCAGCUACGGGGAGAAUGCGUUGUCCCGCGAGGCGAGCAUCCUGCUCUCCCUGUGCAUCGUCGAGACCCUGCGCAUCGUCUUCGGCCGCAAGAGCAGUCUCAGCGAUCGUGGCUGGCAAGCAACCGCAUCCGUAAUAUUAACACUGCCCAGUCUUGCUAUUGUUAUCUACUUGUGUUGUUUUCAAACCUAUGUUCUCAAACUCGAAAUUAUUCUGAGUGCCUUAAUGAUCACCCUACAAGGUGCUGAACUAGUCUACGCCAGCAUAUUCAUUUGUACAAUGUGUCGCCCCGUGACAUAUACCUAGCAGUUGAUAAACCACGUUGCCGCCGCCACGACAACGACCAAGAUCGAGAUUAAGACCAAGCCAGCUCUAGCCAUCCUCCCUCCUGGAGGAAAAGGAAGACAAAGUGAAGGAGGAGGAGGAGGAGGAGGAGGAACAUACAAAGCCGAAGAGGCUGAAACAAUAGCUGAGCGACAACUACGACGAAGACGACGAGACGACACCUUCCUGUGGCACUUUCACUUCCAGCGAUACGCCAAAGCCUUCCAGGCUUGGCCAUUUUGAUGCCAGACUAAGCCAACCGAACCGCACUCUCUCGACCAUUUCAAGGAUUCACUUCCCAGCACUAAGAUCGCGAAUCCCGAACCCAAACAAACCCAUUAGGGCUGACACUGCAGGAAGGAUUUUCCCCCAG